Molecule: messenger RNA, 1884 nt
Organism: Siniperca chuatsi (mandarin fish)
Lineage: Eukaryota; Metazoa; Chordata; Actinopteri; Centrarchiformes; Sinipercidae
Gene: eif2s3
Product: eukaryotic translation initiation factor 2, subunit 3 gamma
Exons: 12
Coding region: 56-1474 (472 amino acids)
Biological process (GO): formation of translation preinitiation complex; positive regulation of translational fidelity
Cellular component (GO): cytosol; eukaryotic translation initiation factor 2 complex
Molecular function (GO): GTP binding; tRNA binding; translation initiation factor activity
Source: RefSeq, a predicted model, not a curated record
AUCGGUUGAUCAGGCAUUCGCCGGAGACGCCUUCUUCAUUCCCUUUUCAUUCAAGAUGGCGGGUGACGAGUCUGGUACAACGCUUGGUCAGCCUCAUCUGGCCAGACAAGACCUUAGUUCUCUGGAUGUGUCUACUUUGACGCCUCUCUCUCCAGAGAUCAUCAGCAGACAGGCCACCAUCAAUAUUGGCACCAUCGGUCAUGUGGCCCAUGGAAAGUCCACAGUAGUGAAGGCGAUUUCUGGUGUUCACACUGUCAGGUUCAAGAAUGAGCUGGAGAGGAACAUCACCAUUAAGCUAGGAUAUGCUAACGCUAAGGUCUAUAAGUUGGACGACCCCAGCUGUCCCAGGCCAGAGUGCUACAGGUCGUGUGGCAGCAGCACUCCUGAUGAGUUUCCCUCAGACAUCCCAGGCACCAAGGGCAACUUCAAACUGGUCAGACAUGUGUCAUUUGUGGACUGUCCUGGUCACGACAUCUUGAUGGCGACCAUGUUGAACGGAGCCGCUGUCAUGGAUGCAGCCCUCCUGCUUAUUGCGGGUAACGAGUCGUGUCCUCAGCCCCAGACGUCAGAGCACUUGGCGGCCAUAGAGAUCAUGAAGCUGAAGCACAUCCUCAUCCUGCAGAACAAGAUUGACCUGGUGAAGGAGAGCCAGGCCAAAGAGCAGUACGAGCAGAUCCUCGCCUUCGUACAGGGCACGGUGGCAGAGGGCGCUCCCAUCAUUCCUAUCUCAGCACAGCUGAAGUACAACAUCGAGGUGGUUUGUGAGUACAUCGUCAAAAAGAUCCCAGUGCCCAUCAGAGACUUCAUCUCCGAGCCCAGACUCAUCGUCAUCAGAUCUUUUGACGUGAACAAGCCCGGCUGUGAAGUCGACGACUUGAAAGGAGGCGUGGCAGGAGGAAGUAUCCUGAAAGGCGUGCUCAAGGUGGGUCAAGAGCUCGAGGUGCGGCCAGGUAUCGUGUCCAAAGACCACGAAGGAAAGCUGAUGUGCAAACCCAUCUUCUCCAAGAUCGUCUCUUUGUUUGCUGAGCACAACGACCUGCAGUAUGCUGCACCUGGAGGCCUCAUCGGUGUGGGCACUAAGAUCGACCCGACGCUGUGUCGUGCGGAUCGUAUGGUCGGUCAGGUGCUGGGCGCCGUCGGAGCGCUGCCAGAGAUCUUCACCGAGCUGGAGAUCUCCUACUUCCUGCUCAGGAGGCUGCUGGGAGUCCGCACAGAGGGGGACAAGAAGGCUGCCAAGGUCCAGAAGCUGUCUAAGAACGAGGUGCUGAUGGUGAACAUCGGCUCGUUGUCAACAGGCGGCCGCGUCAGCGCCGUCAAGGCUGAUCUGGCCAAGAUCGUCCUCACCAACCCAGUCUGCACGGAGGUCGGAGAGAAGAUCGCUCUGAGUCGACGCGUGGAGAAGCACUGGCGUCUGAUCGGAUGGGGACAGAUCAGGAGGGGCGUGACCAUCACGCCCACAGUGGACGACGACUGAGGAGGGAAAUAACCGGGACGUCACCGUAGAAACACUUCCUGUCGGCUGGACAUCGCAACCAUCACACUCUUCUUGGCUUUUUGUUGUUUUUUGUUUUUUAUUUCCACAAGGAGGAAGGAAGUGAACAGAACGGGACAUGUCAGUGUUGUAAAGAUAUUUAAAGCUGCCUCCUCCCUCUGCUCCUCUUUCUCAGUGGCGACACGAGGAGGUCAAGUUGUACCGGUACCUGUUUUUACUGCAGGUGAAGGAGAGCAGAGGAGGAGAGGAGGCUCUUUAGACUAUCGUCACAAUCUUCCAGAGAAGGUUCACUUUCUGCCUUCAGAGUGAGACCGGGGAUUCAUUCAGUGCAGAAAGUAUCCUGUACUGUCCACAGAUUUCAGUCAGAUCUAAUAAAAUACGUUUGGAAGAAA